AGGAUUACAGAGCUAUUGUUUUCACUCCUGCUAAAUAAGACAGUACUCUUAAAAUGGAUCGCCACUUGACCUUUCAUGUCUCAUCAGUCCGCGAUUGUAUUUAACUGAUGCAGGGAGGCAACAGUUCCCCCUUGGACCUGUCCCUGGUUGAUAUGACGAUCGCUCUUGCUGGGUCACACAAUGCAUAGAAGGCAUAAACCCAGCGCUCCAGAACACAAGAGGGAUUUUGCAACUCUGUCUGUGCCCCACAGUGAGGCACGCUCUUUUUUCAACUUCUCCCAGCUCGUACUCUCUGCUGGCCAUCUCAGAUCGCCACCGGUUCUCAAACAUUCAAAAGUUACUUACUUUGAAGUGGAAAUCCUUGACGUGCAAAGCAAGAAGCAGAUCUGCAUUGUGGACAAGGUACCUCCAUCAUCUACCCUUCUUGAUGUGAAACACAAAUUUCACAAAGCAUGUCCCCAGUGGUACCCUUCCCGUGUUGGCCUACAACUGGAACGCAAUGGGCCCUAUCUGAAGGAUUCCAUUAGCAUUCAAAGCCUUGCUGUUUCUUCCAUCAUCACGCUGUAUUUUACAGACCUGGGGCAGCAGGUCAGUUGGACCACAUUUUUUCUAACAGAAUACACCGGGCCUCUUCUAAUAUACCUGCUCUUCUACAUUCGCCUCUCGACUAUUUACGAUCAAGCGGAAAGCACGAAGAACUUCCGCCACCCAGUGGUUCACUUGGCCUGCUUCUGCCAUUGUUUACACUAUACCAGACAUCUUCUGGAGACGUUAUUUGUUCACAAGUUUUCCGGAGAGCACACUCCUCUGAAAAAUAUGAUAAAGGGCUGUGCCUUUUACUGGGGAUUCACUUCCUGGAUUGCGUACUACAUCAACCACCCACGGUACACACCACCAUCAUUUGGCCACAGACAAGUUUCUUUUGCUGCCCUUGCUUUUCUGAUGUGUGAAGCUGGAAAUCACUUUAUCAAUGUAGCUUUAGCUCAGCAAAAUCAUUCAGGAAGUAAAGCCUGUUUUCCGAGUCCUACCUACAACCCCUUCACGUGGCUCUUCUUGCUGGUAUCCUGUCCCAACUACACGUACGAGAUCGGCUCCUGGAUUAGUUUCACAGUGAUGACGCAAACGCUGCCCGUUGGCAUUUUUGCUUUCGUGAUGGUCAUCCAGAUGUCUCUCUGGGCCAAAAAGAAGCACAAGCUGUAUCUGAAGAGAUUUUAUCCAGAGGUGCGCAGAAAAGCAGCUAUGAUUCCCAUCAUCUUCUGAGCUCUUCACAAGAGUUGAAACCUAAAUGCAUAGUUCAACAACUGACUCUGAAAAUAAAUGAGCCAUUUUGUUCAAUAAUCAAAGUCGGUCUGAGGAAGAGCUCCUGCGUAUCUUUUUCAGAAAAUUAACAGAUCAAAACGAAGAGCUUUUAAUUAAGUGAAGAGAAUGUGGCUCUUGAAUUCUUGGUUCCUGCUAAAAGAUAUGAUUUAAUUAGAUUUUGUGUAAUGGAGCUAAUUGGGAAGGGACAGGAAAAUUGCUCAUGUUGAAUGUUUUAGGAUAGAUAUUUAGCUGGUAUAAAUAAGCACAGAUUUUCUUAAAAUUAACAGAGUAUGGCUCAUCUGCAGGCAUUCAGGUCUGCUGAGUUUAAGAUUCAAUGUUAGGUGGUGACCAGAUUCUCUGCUUUUUGCAGCAGAAGAUGUUUCAUAGACUUAUUUUCAUUAAGCUGCAGAGAAACAGCACGUUCUGCUUCAGCUCCUCUAAAGCAUCACAUCAAAGAAUGACUGGUGUGCUGUUAACGCAGUCUAAUACAGCUUUACAAGGUUUUCCUUUCUUUUUUUAUUUAAUUGAAUCUGAUAGCAAGCUGUUCGAUACAAAUUGGCUUAAAGUGAUCACCGCAGAGAGGUCUGCUUUUCUUUUAUUUUCAAGUAGGUCUUGAAAAUAAGCCUCAUGGUCGCAGGAGAGGCCUGGGAGCGAGGUGCUUCCCAUCUUGCCACUAAUUUGCUGUGUUGCCUUGGGGACGUCACCUCUGCGCAAAACGAGCCCUCCAUCCCCCCGUUCCCACUCUGAACAGCUCCAGAAGCAGCAGGCGGCUUUCCGAGGCGAGCGGCACGUUAUGGUCCUCUUGCCCGGCAUCGCUCGCCUUAGCAGCCCCAUCGGCGGGCACGAGGUGCCCCCGCGCAGAUGUCGCUCUCAGUGGGGAAAGGGGUCCUGGCAAAAACGCGUUUCCACCCCGGCCUGCAGCGCCUCAGAUGGACACUGCUGAACAGCGUCAGCUCCCCUUCGAUUUGAUCACUUAGCUCUCUCCGCGGUUCCAGGGCGUUAUUUUUUAAGGCAUUUGCUGGGCUUCUUAUUCGAGCCCCUGGAGAUUCUGUUUAGCUCCGUUUGCAAACCAGCAGCACCGUUGUGCAGCAGCACAGUUUGGAGCAAUUUCAGUUACAGAGAGCAAAAGGACUAGAACUGAUUUAGCAAGUAUUAAUGCCUUGACUCCCCAUAUCUUCAGUUCAGUUUUCAUCCUACUUCUGUUGCAUAUCUUUCUUCCCCCGUAGGCCAGCGAAAAAGCUUGCCUGAAGAACUUCAAUCACUAGAGAAAUAGUGAAGUACAAAAGCAGAGCGGGGCAGGUCCUGCCUCCUAAAGGCACUUUUAUCGUAGCGCCAGCUCAAGUGCUCUACCAAAGUUAAUUUGCUCAGUAAAUUGGGUUCACAUCCCUCUUCUAAUAUCUAAUCUAGAGGCUUGCAACACUCACCCAAUUAGCCAGAGGAGCAAUGAGCUACGUUGGCUCAUGGUGGCAGCUACUAGCAAUGUGCAAGUGAACCAGCAGCCACGCCAUGAUUUUUCCUGCCCAAAGAGGCAGAUAAAAUGGGCUUGUAACUAAUAAAUUUGGAAAGACACCGUGAGCAGCACCCAAGGACGCCCCUCCGCCUUGGCCUUACUUUCAGAGCUGUCGACAGUAACCAGGUAGAGCUGUGCAGUGUGACAGGGUUUAGCGACUCCGGUGCGCUUGCAGUAACUCCGUUUCACCUAGGUAAUGUAAAUGAAUCACCUUCCUGAUUUUUUUUUUAACUUCUCACCUGUGAACACCUGGAUUUUCUUUCUUACUCUCAAUGGAAAGCCACAAUAAGCACCCAGCCCCCCAACCCUGACUGUUAAUAAAGAUCUAUUUUAGAAAAA
Molecule: messenger RNA, 3148 nt
Organism: Rhea pennata
Lineage: Eukaryota; Metazoa; Chordata; Aves; Rheiformes; Rheidae
Gene: TECRL
Product: trans-2,3-enoyl-CoA reductase like
Exons: 12
Coding region: 181-1260 (359 amino acids)
Biological process (GO): very long-chain fatty acid biosynthetic process
Molecular function (GO): oxidoreductase activity, acting on the CH-CH group of donors
Source: RefSeq, a predicted model, not a curated record